AUGAGGUUCCCGAGCGUUGCCAUCUCGCUCUCACUGCUUACUGCCGUCGCUGAAGCGGCCGUGACGUGGACGGCCACUCCUUUCAACCCUGCCGCCGUUCCUCUCGCGGUUCGCACUCCGUACUUGUCAGCCUGGCUCCCUCAAGGGGCGGGCACUGCCCUCAACGACGCAUGGCCGACUUUCUGGACCGGUUCGAUUCUAGGAUGGGCUGGGUACAUCAAGGUCGACAACACGGUCUACAAUUUCCUGGGUGCCCCCUCAGUUCCUGGUACAACAACUACUAAGGCUGUCCAAAAAAGCCUGACUUUUACCGCUACCCAAAGCACGUUCGUACUUACUGCAGGACCCGUGGAUUUGACGGUCAAUUUCUUGAGUCCCGUGGAGCCUACAGACCUGGUGUUGCAAUCUCUACCAUUCUCAUAUUUGGCGUUGUCAGCGAAGUCCAAUGAUGGCCAGGCUCAUUCCGUCCAGGUAUACACGGAUAUCAGCGCAGAGUGGGUCACUGGAGACAACUCCUUGACCGCGAACUGGACUACUACGACUACGAGCAACAUCUUGACGCAUCAAGUCCAGCUAGUAUCUCAGACUCAAUUCGGCGAAGUCUCGGAUCACAUUCAACAGGGUUCCGCCUAUUAUUCGACAGCUAGCGGCAAUGGCGUGACAUAUCAGACAGGACAGGACACCGUCGUUCGCGCACAGUUCAUCAAUAAUGGGAAGCUUGCAAACACACAAGACACAAACUUCCGAGCUGUGUCAGACAACUGGCCCGUCUUUGGCUUCGCGCAUGACCUGGGAAGUGUUAACGCCGCCACCAGCCCCGUUGUGAUUUCCGUAGGACAUGUGCGGGAUCCAGCCAUUCAAUACAUUAUUGCCGGCGGAGUUUUGCAGUCUAGGAGCCUGUACUUCUGGAGUAAAUAUUCGACUGUAGCGAGCGCGAUUUCCUUCUUCCUCGGAGACUACAGCAAUGCACUUUCCAGAGCAAACUCCUUCGAUGCCAAAUUGAACUCAGACUCAUCUGCCAUUUCAUCUGAUUAUGCUGCAAUCACCGCGCUCUCGGUAAGACAAGCGUUCGGAGCGACGGAAAUCUCUAUCUCCAAGAAUAGUGACGGGAGCUGGAAUACUGACGACGUCCUAAUGUUCAUGAAAGAAAUUUCCAGUGACGGUAAUACCAACACUGUUGACGUGAUUUUCCCGGCUUGGCCUAUCUUCCUAUACACAAAUCCGGCGCUCGGAAAAUACCUUUUACUGCCCUUGUUUGAGUACCAGGCGACGGGUCAAUAUCCAAACAAAUGGGCCGUUCAUGAUAUGGGUGCCCAUUACCCUCAGGCCGUAGGCCAUAACGAUGGGAAUGACGAACCGAUGCCGUUGGAAGAAAGCGGCAAUAUGUUGAUUAUGACAUUGAGCUAUACCCAAAAGUCCAAUGACCAAUCACUGAUCAAGUCGUAUUCCAACCUCCUCGACCAGUGGACGCAGUAUCUCAUCCAGGAAGCUCUCAUUCCGGCCAAUCAGAUCAGCACAGAUGACUUCGCAGGCUCUCUUGCUAACCAGACCAACCUGGCUAUAAAGGGCAUAAUUGGCAUCCAAGCCAUGUCCGAGGUUGCUUCUUUGCUUGGAGAUGGCAGCAGGGCGUCGAACUAUAGCUCCAUCGCUUCUUCAUAUGUCCCGCAAUGGCAACAAUUCGCUACAGCUUCCAGCGGAGACCACUUGACUCUCUCGUAUGGUAACAGUAGCAGCUGGGGUCUCUCGUACAACUUAUACGCCGAGAAGUUGCUGGGCACUAAGCUCUUCCCCGACUCGGUCUACCAGAUGCAGAGCGCAUGGUAUCCCACCGUUGCUCGCGACUACGGUGUACCUCUCGACACCAGACACACAUACACUAAAUCUGACUGGUCGAUUUGGACUGCAGGGAUCGCUACCAGCACUACCACCAGAGAUUUGUUCAUUUCUUCAGUGUACAAGUACGCUAGUGACGGCAAGAGCAGUCAGCCGUUGGGCGACUGGUACGAGACCGUUGACGGGUCGGUGGAGGGAUUCAGGGCAAGACCUGUUGUUGGCGGUCACCUCGCUCUUCUGCUAGUCUGAACAGUACACAUGUUGGUUCGGGCUGGGGAUGUCUUGAAAUACGGGGUUCGAGGGUAUGGAGCAAUUGAAUGAGUAGUGUACGUUGUGAAGGUCGAUAUCGAAUGCCAUGUCCAUGAUGAACUGGGCGAUGAACGACUAUCAGACAGCACAGAUGAAUGACUAUCGAGACAGCGCGGUCUUGAUAGUCUCCGCCACCCAAUCCAACAAUGGCACUCCCGUUUGUUGACUAGCCUCAUAAGUGUCUAGCAGACUCUCCGGUCUUCCGUUCGGGCGAUCUAACCGGAAUGCUGAGCACUGGAUCUUAAAAUCCUUAUUGUAGGAUAUCCGGAAAUUCAAUACACAACCUUCCCAUCUGCCUACGGCUCGACUCGUGAUAAGAUCCACGAACCACGUCCCAUUGACGGGGGAGCAGAGUUCAGUCCCCACUUCACAGAUCCGAUUCAACAGCCGCAACUCCACCUCGUCUGUCAGGAGUUGACCGAGUUGGGUGAUGGAGGCGAUGAAUAUCGUCCCCUGGGGAAGGUGGACAUAUAAUAAUGACGGUGACGUGAGCGUAAACCGAAGGGUAUCCCUGUUCCCGAUCCGGACGACCACCUCGCCAUUAACCCGACCUCCUUGCUGGUCGCUCAAUAGGUCCACUAGCGCAUGUCCACUCUCGCCUACAGAGUUCAGGCGCACUGAAGACGGAACACCAGCUUGCUUUAAGGCAUGGAUGAUCUUCAUGAUCUCUGCUUUUACGCGCCGACAAAAGACCUCGUAUUGUAGCGCAUCAAUGAUCGGCUG
Gloeophyllum trabeum ATCC 11539 is the source of this 2865-nucleotide messenger RNA. RefSeq names its product glutaminase GtaA. The record is from RefSeq and is a predicted model, not a curated record. The coding region runs from base 1 to 2082 and encodes 693 amino acids. The transcript is spliced from 21 exons. NCBI's taxonomy places the organism in Eukaryota, Fungi, Basidiomycota, Agaricomycetes, Gloeophyllales, Gloeophyllaceae.